UGAUAUAACUACAUUAGCAUGAAGCGUUUAGGGUUGGUGGGAAUUACUUUCUGGGCUGAAAUAUUGAUUAGAGUCAUGUAAAUGUAGUAGAUUCUUAGAAGAGUUGUCACAAAUUCAAGAUGAAGCUUAAGCUUGAGUCUUACUUAAGGGUUAGCAUUUUCCACAAAAAUUGGGGAACUACUACAGCAUUGUUAUAUUACCAGCUCUGAAAGGUAGCCUAGAAAUUCAAGGUUUUUGGUGGCAGCUGAGUUCCAGUUUUGCAAUUGUGAAUGGUUCCUGAGUAUGCCUGGAAUCCUACUCCGUCCUCCCCCUCUCUGAUUGGCUUUGGAAAGCAAAUAGAGUAUAACAAUAGGAGUUCUGGAAUGUUCCUGUGUGUUUGUACUAUUGUUAACUCUUAUCCUCUCUUUUCAGAGACAAGAGAUUAAGUUAAAACUAGAUGGGAAUCUUCAAAGGAUGUAACAGGAUUUCCCCCUUCUCCCCCCACCCCAACACUGACCUUCAUACCUUCCCAGGCAGGAAGUUUUCCGUGUGUGUGUGUGUGUGUGUGUGUGUGUGUGUGUGUGUGUGACAACAUGAUGGGGCAGGUCCAGCAAUGGGGAAAACCCCAUGGGAGAACACGCCUUUUGUGUACAUUCCCAAUAUUUGCUAUAAGUAGUGCCAUCUCAGUCCCAGGUUGCAAUCAGAACACCACAACACCCCAGAGAACUGGGUACCCAGCACUGAGCACUUCUAUUCUUUGAGCUGAAAAUGAUGGGCUAUAGCAAGAGUUUGCUCCUGGCUGCUUUGAUGUCAGUGCUGCUAUUCCACUUCUGCAGUGAGACAGAAGCAAGCUCCUUCGAUUGCUGCCUUCGAUAUAGAGAACAAGCCAUUCCUAGCAGAUUUAUCAAGGGCUUCACACAGCAGUGGGCCAAUGAUGCUUGUGACAUCGAUGCAGUCAUCUUUUACACAAAGAAAGGGUUGGCUGUGUGUGCAGAUCCAAAGAAGAAAUGGGUGAAACAUGUUGUGCACGUCCUCAGCCAAAGAGUCAAGAAGAUGUAAAAACAGAUGCUCUUUGGAAUGAAAUUGGAUACAGCCCAAAAACAAAAAGAACCUCGCUGGAGUUGGUGGUUUCACUUGCACAUUGUUGAGGGUUUAGCAGUUAUCUGAUUUGUGUCAUUGGACUUAUCCAGUUAAUGAAGUUGAUACAUAUUGCAUCAUACUUUACUUUGUUAAACAUUGCAUUACAGCCAAACUAUUUCAUGUUAAGUUAUUUAUAUAUGUGGGCCUUUUGUUGUGUAUGUUUUACUAUUUAAUAAUAAUUUCUCAUAAACUACUUAGUUUAGUAUGAGGUAUAAAAUUAUGCAUGGAGGAAUAAGAUUAUAUAAACGUUUUUUGCAAGCAGCAGCUCUUUUUAAAAAACUAUUUAACAUUCUUCUGUUUGUAGUUUUGUUUCCUAAAUUGUUGUAAUUACCUGUAAAAGAGAAAAAUGAUGAGAAUAAAUACUAAAACUAAAAUAACCAAA
Messenger RNA from Myotis brandtii (Brandt's bat), 1501 nucleotides. It is a transcript of the gene CCL20, whose product is annotated as chemokine (C-C motif) ligand 20. Bases 748 to 1038 code for a protein of 96 amino acids. The record is from RefSeq and is a predicted model, not a curated record. The transcript has 4 exons. Gene Ontology annotation, molecular function: chemokine activity; CCR chemokine receptor binding. Gene Ontology annotation, cellular component: extracellular region. NCBI's taxonomy places the organism in Eukaryota, Metazoa, Chordata, Mammalia, Chiroptera, Vespertilionidae. Gene Ontology annotation, biological process: positive regulation of GTPase activity; positive regulation of ERK1 and ERK2 cascade; monocyte chemotaxis.